AUGGCUUUCUGUAAAAAUCCGGAAAAAUUCUUUCCAGUUUUGACAUCACCGGUUCUUCGUGAUGGAGCAUUCAAGGGAAAACUAGCACUUGUUACCGGUGGAGGAACUGGAAUCGGGAAGGCAAUCGCCUCAACUUUCGCUCAACUUGGCGCCACUGUGGCAAUCGCGUCAAGAAAUAUGGAAAAGUUGACACUAACUGCCACUGAUAUUACAAAGAAUACGGGCGGUAUCUGUGAACCGUUUCAAAUGGAUAUUCGUAAUCCCGAAAUGGUUACCAACGCGUUUGAUGAGAUUCAUAAGAAAUUCGGCAAAAAUCCAGAAAUUCUAGUCAAUAAUGCUGCUGGAAACUUCAUUAUGGCUACCGAGCGUCUCUCGGCUAAUGCUUACGGAACUAUCAUUGAUAUAGUGCUGAAAGGGACAAUGAAUGUGACGACAGAACUUGGAAGACGUUGUAUUCAGAACAACACUGGCGCCUCAAUAACGUCAAUCACUGCAAACUAUGCAAGAUCAGGCGGCCCAUUCGUCGUUCCAUCAGCCGUAUCAAAAGCUGGAAUUGAGACAAUGACCAAGUCUCUCUCAACUGAAUGGUCAAAAUAUGGGCUCCGUUUCAAUGCAGUAUCUCCUGGACCGAUCCCAACAAAAGGCGCGUGGGGAAGACUAUUCGCUGGAGAAAUGGCCGAUUGUGAGGAAAAUAUGAAGGAACGUAAUCCGGAAGGACGAGUUGGAACUGUUGAAGAGGUUGCUAACCUAGUUGCAUUUGUUUCAUCCGAUCACAUGUCAUUCUUGAAUGGAACAAUUAUCGAUUUGGACGGUGCACAACAACACAUGCAUCAUGGUUCACAUAUGGGAGAAUUCUUGCACGAAUGGGAUAAGAAUACAUGGGAUGAGACGGAGAAUGUGAUUCGUGGAAGAACUGGAAAAGAAAAGGCUUGA
Caenorhabditis remanei is the source of this 933-nucleotide messenger RNA. RefSeq lists its product as uncharacterized. Gene Ontology annotation, biological process: fatty acid beta-oxidation. Gene Ontology annotation, cellular component: mitochondrion. The transcript is spliced from 4 exons. NCBI's taxonomy places the organism in Eukaryota, Metazoa, Nematoda, Chromadorea, Rhabditida, Rhabditidae. The coding region runs from base 1 to 933 and encodes 310 amino acids. Gene Ontology annotation, molecular function: 2,4-dienoyl-CoA reductase (NADPH) activity. The record is from RefSeq and is a predicted model, not a curated record.